Cataglyphis hispanica is the source of this 3457-nucleotide messenger RNA. Its product is annotated as nucleolysin TIAR-like. Gene Ontology annotation, molecular function: mRNA binding. The transcript is spliced from 11 exons. Bases 1018 to 2337 code for a protein of 439 amino acids. The record is from RefSeq and is a predicted model, not a curated record. NCBI's taxonomy places the organism in Eukaryota, Metazoa, Arthropoda, Insecta, Hymenoptera, Formicidae.
AAAAAUAAAGUCGAAGUGAAGCAUUCAGGCUUUGUUUGUUGAUUUUCAUUGAUCAAAGAAAAUUAAAACAGAUUGAAAAUCAACGUCCGCCACGCGCAAGUCUAGAGUUGAUCACCCCGAGUAAACAGCAAAGUAGCAAAAUCCCGCCCGCAGGCAAUCGUGAGCUUAAAGAGGCCCAGGUUGAGGUUGUUCAGCCCAGUUCAACGAUCAACGUCAACAGGACGUAUCAACAAGCCCCUCAACAAGGAGGGUGGGUGCAGUGGUGCAGUGGUUGCCGGAGAGCCAGCGAGCUUGGGGUGGCCUCGUCCACAGGCGCCUUGGCACCGAGCGCACCGGGCCCCGGGGCUGCGGUGGUGGGUUGCCUGGUUGGGGUGUACCCGUGUUCUCCCUCCUCCACGGGGCCCAGGGGCCCCCUAAGUCAUCAUCUCCAGGCUAUUCCAAAUCAACAACAGCCGAUCGGCUGCCGUGCCUGUUGCUGCGUGCAUAGCAAUCACCAGCCAGCUUCGGUUCAACUUACCAGUCAACGGGGCGGUCUAUCGCUGAGGGUAGCGAGGGUGGCGUCCACCACCUCCGUCCGAGCCGCCCCCUACGCCCAACCCCAGCACCAGGGGCUGGGGCAGGAGUGCAGGUAAUAAUAAAUCAUUAAACAUAUAUUGUAGCUUCACUUCGACACGUAUAUUACUACUCCUUACUACUACUACUACUACUACUACUACCAUCACUAGUACCACUACCACUACUUCUACCUCUACUACUACCAUUACUACUACCACUAGUGCUACUGCUACGCUUCUACUCUGCUCGUCGUCGUCGUCAGCAGUAUACUUGACAAAAAUAAUAUAAUAAAAGUAACGAUCUAUGCGCGUAGUAGCACGCCGAAAUUAAGAAAAAAAUUUAAAAAAAAAAACACCGUUGAUGGAGUAAAGAAAGUUACCCAAAACAAAAAACGCACGAAAAAGGUGUAGGGAGGAGACGGGGGCAUUGGGUGGAGGUGGUGCGCACAUCCUCGGCAGCCCGAUGCUGUUCGUCCCGUUCACGGUGCCCACCUUCCCUGCGACGCAUCAUCAGACGACUCAUCCUGCGCAUCAGUCACAUCAUCAACAACUGCAGGCCAACACCCAGAAUCCGGUGCAGCAGCCGCAGCAGCUCACGCAGCUGAAUCAGCUGAGUCAUCUGAAUCAUCAGGGCAUCGUGCCGGCGACGACCAACCAGCCGACUGUACACAGCACCAGCUGUUCACCGCAGCAGCAAGCAACGACACCGAAUAAGGAGAUGAAAGUUAACUGGGCGACGUCGCCGGGUAACCAACCAAAGCAGGACACGAGCAAACACUAUCACAUAUUUGUUGGAGAUCUCAGCCCGGAGAUCGAGACACAUACCUUGAGGGAAGCAUUUUCAGCCUUCGGGGAGAUUUCGGAUUGCAGAGUCGUCAGAGAUCCCCAAACUUUAAAAUCCAAGGGAUAUGGGUUCGUUUCGUUCGUCAAAAAAGCGGAAGCAGAAAGCGCCAUCGGUAACAUGAACGGCCAAUGGCUUGGUGGCAGAAGUAUUCGGACAAAUUGGGCCACUCGCAAACCUCCCGCACCAAAAUCCGAAGCGAACGCUAAGCCGCUCACGUUCGAUGAAGUUUACAAUCAAAGUAGUCCGACCAACUGCACGGUAUACUGUGGCGGAUUGACCAAUGGUUUAACAGAAGAACUCAUGCAAAAGACGUUCUCGCCUUUCGGAUCCAUCCAAGAAAUUCGAGUGUUUAAGGAUAAAGGCUAUGCAUUCAUCAGGUUUUCUACCAAGGAGUCGGCUACGCACGCUAUCGUAGCGGUACACAACACAGAUAUCAACGGCCAAACGGUGAAGUGCAGUUGGGGCAAGGAGAGCGGAGAUCCUAAUAAUGCUCAACAAACUGGACAGGCGUUAUCGUCGGCGACGUACCCAUACUACGCGGCGGCGGCAGCUGCCGCCGCGGCGGCGGCGGGCGUCGCGGGUGUCGGAGGCGUCGGUGGCGUCGGCAGUGCUGGACAACUGGGAUACUGGUAUCCACCCCAAUCUUAUCCUACGACAGCGACACAAAUGCAAGCCGGUGGCUUUCUUCAGGGCAUGCAAGGGUACACCUACGGCCAGUUCGCCGGAUAUCAACAGGCGCAAUAUAUGGGAAUGGGCAUGGGUGUCCAUGCUGCUGGCACAGCGGCAGGAUGGGGUCAGGGAUUACCUGGGGGACCACAGUUACCACCACACCACGCCACGACGGUCACGGCACCCCCAGGGGUGCAAGCCGCACCCCCGCCACCACCGCCACCGGCACAAAUGAUGGCCUACCCGAUGCAACAGUUCCAGGCACAGUGAUCGCUACCACUAUCAUCGCACGGCCUGGCUUAUCCUUUCUUUCGAAUAUCAAUUAGCAUCAGGAUAACUGCAUCUACAACCUGGCUCAACCUCGUAUUCAACCUGAAAAUACUUGCCGCAGCGUGUUUUUAUGCAAAAGGAUAAUAUUUCCUACAGCACGAAAAGGAAUGGAAGAAAUCAUCUAGCGGAUGAGGACUGGCUGACGCCUAGCCUUCUAGUGUGAUGGUAAGCAAGUAUACUCCACCAACAGGAACAACUUCUACAGCAACAACAGUUACCACCACCAUCACUUCCUCCUCCACUACUACUACCACCACCAUCACCAACAACAACAACAUUUCCGUCAUCAUCGACGCCACCGCGACAGCAAAAGCAGUAAAACUCAUGCCACUUCCGGCUUGACAAUGCGCGAGUCAAAAGGUGGCAGUCGCAAAAACCAGAUAACACUCGCUUAGUAAAAACAAAGAAGUAAAGUGAGAAAUAAAAAGAAGAUAGUAAAUAAGAAUCAUAAUCCUAGGUAACCUUGCGCAAGAUGCAUCCGACAUCCCUAUCUCCCCAUAAAUUUUCACGUCCAAUAUAAGAGAAAAGCCGCUACCGAUUAUUAAGCGGAGAUACCUCUCGUCCAGUCUGUAGGAUAAUCUAGUAUCUCGCUCGGCUUGAAGAAAUAGAUAGCAUUUGUCGUUACAGUAGUGACCGAAGCUUAUAUACAGAACACGAAAUCCGGCAGUACACGUAAAUACGCCAUUCGUGAUGGUUUGACAGCCUUUUUUUUUUUUUUAGAAAAACUGGCCAAUUAUGCAUAUUAUUGUAUCGUCCAGCGAGUAAUGAGAGACACGAAUCCGUACCUACGUUUAACGGGAUCGUGACCGUACCCAGUUUAUGACCAUUUUAAAAAUGCCUAUAAAUUCCUUAUACUCUUAUGGAAGAGAGAAGAGCGAUAACAGACCGCUGGAUUCUAACUAGUUACCCGGAUUCAUUAUUUUUGUAGUUUGGGCUUUUAACAGCGAAAAAAUAUUAAUUCAAAAACAAAGUAAUGUCGAAGGGGAUGCUCGUAACCGAAUGCGGUAGCCAGCGAGCGACCGCGGUGUAUAAAUGAUAAAUAUAAAGAUCGAUUAAUCGA